GGUGUGUAAUGUCUAUGACAUUUGCUGCCAGAAGAAGCUAGGUUUUAACAGCUAACCGAUGAGAGGAAACAACUUAUUUUUGUACAUUUUUUGCCCCCCCCUCGUAACCGCUUAGCUAAAAUUCGGACUCGCUUUCCUAUAUACCUACGCUAUGACAUGUUUUAAUGUAGGGUUUUAUUUUCAAACUAGUGUUAUUAUUACACACUUUGUAGAGUAGGCUAACGAUAAGGACUAACUUGUACAGUAGACCCACUUGUGCUUUGGGGUGUUGUUUUAGCUCUGCAACGUACAACAUUUAACUUGAGAUAAUUUAUUCGCUUUUGUAUGCCAGCACGGAUGAAUAAUUAAAGCCGGCUCGGCUAAGUGAGUCAUGUACACAAGGUUAAAGUUAGCUUUAGCCCGCUCCUCACUUAAUUUACUUUUUAAUGCCGAUUGGUGUGGACAAGUUUGCUUUAAUAAGUAGGCCAAGAGGCGAGUGAGAGAAGUAAGUGUAAGUGAAACAGUUCGAGACUUGUGUGCGAGUGUUGGUUCAGUGAGGUGGCAACAUGCUCCUAUCCCUUGUCGUGCAUACGCACUCGCUCCGGUACUGGUUUCCGGCAACCGUCAUGCUGGGCACGGCACCGGUUUACUUGCUCUCGUGGGGGGCCUGGCGUUUUCUUUCCACGCUUUUGCCGGCCAGACUGUACCACACUUUAGACGACAGGCUGUACUGCAUCUACCAGAGCAUGGUCCUCUUCUUCUUCGAGAACUACACAGGAGUGGAGAUCGUCAUAUAUGGAGAUAUACCAAAAACCAAAGAGAAUGUGAUAUAUCUGUCGAAUCAUCAAUGUACAGUGGACUGGAUCAUUGCUGACAUGUUGGCGAUCAGACAGAGUGCCCUUGGCCAUGUCAGAUAUGUUCUUAAAGAUGGACUCAAGUGGCUUCCACUCUACGGAUGGUAUUUCUCUCAGCAUGGGGGGAUCUACGUGAAACGAAGUGCCAAGUUUAAUGCAGAGGCUAUGAAGAAGAAGCUUGUCUCUCAGAAUCAGUUGGGAGCACCAAUGUACCUCGUCAUUUUUCCGGAAGGAACGCGCUAUAAUCCCGAGCUCAAGAAUGUAAUCGCCGAUAGUCAGGCCUUUGCUACUAAAGAAGGGCUGGCUGUUCUGCAACACACAUUAACGCCCCGAAUGAAAGCUUCACAUAUUGCCCUGGAGACCAUGAGGGCCCACUUGGAUGCCGUCUAUGACAUCACAGUGGCCUACGAGGGAACGCUUGGCACUGACCACCAAAGAAAACCAGCGCCUUCAAUGCCAGAAUUCCUGUGCAAAGAAUGUCCGAGGGUCCACAUCCACUUUGAGCGUGUGGAUGUCAAGGAAAUUCCUCCCGAGCCACACUUCUUCCGCAGGUGGCUGCACGAGCGCUUUGAAAUUAAGGACCGGCUGCUGGCUGAUUUCUACAAGCGUGGCAACGGAGUCAAACUAUGCAGCUUCCCCGGGGAAGGCAGACGUUCCCCCUUGGGACUCUCCAAAACCCUCCCGGCCGUGCUCGUCUUGGGGGGUCUGACGCUGCCUCUGCUGCUGACUGACACCGGCAGGAAGGUGUACUGGAGAACCUGGGUGUACGGGACUCUUCUAGGUUGGCUGUGGGUCAAUUUGCUUCCUUAACGCACGGCCAUAAGAUGCGCAAAAGCGGUGCCAUGUUUCAGUAUUACCACGCAGGUUGUGUUGCAGAAGCAGAAUACUGCGGUACGUAAAGUACAAACACGCCGCCGGCGCACACGCUCGCACCACACGUGACUCACUGUGCUAAACCCAUGCAAAGAAUUAUUCGUCUUGUGCUGCGACUUGUUUCCCGGAACGAUCAGGCUUUGGGGAAACAACAGUGGAUUUGUUCAAAAGAAACUACAUGAAAUUCCUCAUUCGAGCUAAAAAUAACAAUUAACCUCACCCACUACCCACCGCUCCCCCCUACCUCCGCUCCCAAAUCGCUCACAUCAUGCAAACGUGUCCUCGCAUGCUCCUCAUUGCUCCAGCAGAGGUUGGCCAAUCUCUACCCAUGACAUUUAUCUUGGAUACUCAAACCGAAGUCAUUCUUCAGAGGGACAGCAUUCAUGUAUUUCAUGAGUUAGGCUCCGGCCUUGCUGUGUGGAGUUUGCAUGUUCUCCCCGGGCCUGCGUGGGUUUUCUCCGGGUACUCCGGUUUCCUCCCACGUUCCAAAAA
Hippocampus comes (tiger tail seahorse) is the source of this 2198-nucleotide messenger RNA. RefSeq names its product 1-acylglycerol-3-phosphate O-acyltransferase 5 (lysophosphatidic acid acyltransferase, epsilon) (gene agpat5). Gene Ontology annotation, molecular function: acyltransferase activity. The record is from RefSeq and is a predicted model, not a curated record. The transcript has 8 exons. Gene Ontology annotation, biological process: phosphatidylinositol acyl-chain remodeling. Gene Ontology annotation, cellular component: mitochondrion; endoplasmic reticulum; endomembrane system. Bases 546 to 1643 code for a protein of 365 amino acids. Lineage: Eukaryota; Metazoa; Chordata; Actinopteri; Syngnathiformes; Syngnathidae.